This is a messenger RNA of Tuber aestivum (summer truffle), 8346 nucleotides long. Lineage: Eukaryota; Fungi; Ascomycota; Pezizomycetes; Pezizales; Tuberaceae. The record is from the annotation of a GenBank genome assembly.
AUCCACAGAUACAGGUAUACAUACAUCCCCCCACCCCAUACAUUCUCCACUAUACCUUUCCCUCUUCAACUCCAAAUAACAAGCAUAUGCCAUUCGACUUCAAUCUCUUUUCAUAACCAGGAAUUGCCUUCUCUCGUUUUCCCGGACUACCAUGUCCGGUUUCAAUCAUUACACUACCUCCGGGUUUACCCCCCCGAAAAAUCCUCCUGCGCUAUUAUCAUGGCAGCAGCGCCGUCCUGCCCCUGGAGCCCACAAGAAAUCAUCAUCUUCCACUUCCAAUGGUCAGGUGUCGCCCCCCUCCCCCGCAGCAGUCGCUACCUCCAUGUCUUCCACAGACUUGUCUAUCCCGGCUUUGGCUUCUUCGCCGCCUCGGCCGUCGGUGGCCCCUCUGUCGUUUCCCGCACAAUCAGUGCCCCUGGCAUCUGCUCCGCCGAAUAAGAUCCACCGACAAUCUUUAUCUUCAUUUUCUCCCUCAACCCUUUCCACUACCCCUCCGCGGCAUAACCGAAGUGGCUCUGCUCCGAAGGGCAUGCCGGGAACCUUUGCGCCCAACUUUAUUAAAUCUACAGAUGAGAGACGGAAUAGCACCGCUAGCCUGGGUGUUGGUAUUGCAGGAGAGAGCAGUGAUUUCUCUGGAAGGAGGUGGGUAUGGGUUAGGGAUCCGGAAAAGGCUUUUGUGAAAGGGGAGGUGGUAUUGGAUGAGGAUGGAAUGCUCACAGUUAGAUGUGAUGAUGGCGCGGUAUGUAUGCCCAAGAAUUGUUGUUGAAGAUAUCUGUCGCAGCGUUCCUUGUUUUCUUGGUUCGGCUCUAUUUUCAGGCUUAAAAUUGCGUUUGAAUGAGUAUCCGCUGACUUGAGCCCACAACCAGGAGCGGAUAGUGCAUUCAGAUAAUGUUGAUAAGGUCAACCCGGUCAAGUUUGAUAAAGCCGACGACAUGGCUGAGCUUACACACUUGAACGAAGCCUCUGUGGUGUACAACCUCCAAUUGCGAUACCAAGCCGACCUAAUAUACGUAAGUUUAUGCAGAUUGAACUCAUACCCAUUCAGGAACUAAUGCUAUUUCGUCACGAAGACAUAUUCGGGCUUAUUCUUAGUUACAGUAAACCCUUAUUGUACACUGCCCAUAUACAAUAACGAAUACAUAGCUAUGUACAGAAAUAGAUCAAGGGAAGACACUAAGCCUCAUAUAUUUGCUAUUACCGAUGCGGCCUUCAGAAACAUGCUUGAGGUGAAAGAAAAUCAAAGCAUCUUGGUAACGUUAGUAAAUAUGCUUCGGGAACUUUAGCCUGUAGAGUUGCUAACGCUUCUGACAGAGGAGAAUCUGGAGCCGGAAAAACAGAAAAUACUAAAAAGGUCAUACAGUAUUUGGCUGCGGUUGCCUCCGAUAACUCAUCAUCGCGACAACUAGGGACACUAGAGCUUCAAAUUCUCAGAGCAAAUCCUAUUCUUGAGGCCUUUGGGAACGCACAAACCCUUCGGAAUAACAAUUCGUCGCGAUUUGGCAAGUUCAUACGAAUCGAAUUCACGAGGUCUGGGCAUAUCGCUGGCGCGUUCAUUGACUGGUAUCUGCUUGAGAAGAGUAGAGUUGUGCGACAGGGGGGGGAAGAGAGGAACUAUCAUGUUUUCUACCAGCUUCUAAGGGGAGCAAGUAAGCAAAUGAAGGAUAUGUAUUUGUUGAGUGACGAGGGUAUCGGCGCGUGGAAUUACACCAAAGACAGUAACAAUUCGAUAGCGGGUGUCAAUGAUGCAGACGAAUUCCGGUCACUGAUGGAGGCUUUCCAGGUAAUGGGCUUCAGUCCCGACGAACAGAUUUCAAUCCUCCGGGUCAUAGCUGCAGUUUUACAUAUUGGAAACAUUCAUGUGGUCCCUGAGCGCCGCGGCAGCGAGGACGCACGGUUAAUGAAUCCUAACCAGGUGGAAAAACUGUGCCACGUGCUAGGAAUACCUUUGGAUAGCUUCGUUAAAGGACUGCUCAAGCCUAGAGUGCGGGCCGGGAGAGAGUGGGUCAACCAAUCAAGGACAGCUGAGCAAGUAAAGCAUAGCCUUGAUGCUCUUGCCAAAGGUUUAUAUGAGAGAGGAUUCGGUAGACUUGUUGAAAUGGUCAACAACAAGCUCGACACCAAGGGUGAUGGCGAUAGUUUUAUUGGGGUUUUGGAUAUCGCUGGUUUCGAAAUUUUCGAGGUAUAUCUACCUAAUAUUACCACUGACCCGAUAGCUCAUGAUCCUCCUAAAAUUUUAGUCAAACAGCUUUGAGCAACUUUGCAUUAAUUAUACUAAUGAAAAACUGCAACAAUUCUUCAAUCACCACAUGUUCGUUUUAGAGCAGGAAGAGUACGCAAAGGAGAAGAUCGAGUGGAAAUUCAUCGAUUUCGGACACGAUUUGCAGCCAACUAUUGACCUUAUUGAACUACCCAAUGUAAGUAUGAUAAUCCUAACUACCCUUGCGGUUGCUAACACUUCGUUCUGUCAGCCUAUCGGUAUCUUUUCCUGUCUAGAUGAAGACUGCGUGAUGCCCAAGGCCACCGACAAGUCCUUUACUGAGAAAUUGCACUCGCUUUGGGAUCGUAAAACCACGAAAUACAAGCGGUCUUUACUAAAGCAAGGGUUUAUGCUUACCCAUUAUGCUGCCGAAGUUGAAUAUUCUACUGAAGGAUGGUUGGAGAAAAAUAAGGACCCGUUGAAUGAGAACAUUACGAGGCUUUUGGCUGCUUCUCACGAUAGCCAUAUCUCCUCACUAUUCGCCGAGUAUGCCGAGGAUGCGAGUGAGGCAGGAAACGUGAUUAAGAGUCGUGUGAAGAAAGGGUUAUUCCGCACUGUGGCCCAAAGACACAAGGAACAGUUGACAAGCUUGAUGGCUCAACUUCAUUCAACUCACCCCCACUUCGUCCGAUGCAUUAUACCUAAUCAUCAAAAGAGACCCAAGAAGUUAAAUGCGCCACUUGUUCUGGAUCAGCUCAGGUGCAAUGGUGUAUUGGAAGGGAUAAGGAUUGCAAGAACCGGAUUCCCGAACAGAUUGCCGUUUGCAGAGUUCCGACAGCGAUAUGAAGUCCUAACACCGAAAAUUCCUAAAGGAUACGUUGAGGGCCAAAGGGCUUGUCAACUCAUGCUACAACAGCUUAAUCUCGAUAGUUCUUUAUUCCGAGUUGGUCUGACAAAGGUCUUCUUUCGCGCGGGGGUAUUGGCCGAAUUGGAAGAACAGAGAGACACCUUGGUGCGGAAGAUAGUGACAACUUUCCAGAGCAUCUCCAGGGGAUAUCUGCAAAGGAAGAUUGCAAGUAAAAGGCUAUACCGCGCAGAAGCAACAAUGAUUAUUCAGCGUAAUCUGCAGGUGUACCUCGACCUUUGCGAAAGCCCUUGGUGGAAGCUGUUUAUGAAAAUGAAGCCACUGCUCGGAGCUACUCAUUCCUCUGGUGAGGUCAAGAAAAGGGACGAAAUGAUUCAGAAGAUGGAAGCGCAUAUGCAAGCCGAAGCAGAGAACCGUCAAAGGCUUGAAGAGGAUAGGAGGAAGGCAGACGCAGAGCUGCACAGGGUUCAAAAGACACUGGAGAGUGAGAGAGCUCUUGCGUUGGAUAAAGAAGAAAUAUUCAAGAGAAUGCAACAGCGGGAGGCGGAGUUGAGUGAGAAACUUGCCGGUGCUCUUGAUGACCAGGACGUGUUGGAGGACCAGAUAGACGAAUUGAUGUCAGCGAAGAAGAAGGCAGAUGAGCAAGCAGAAGUUUGGAGGAAGGAAUUGGAGCAAGCAGGGGAUCUGAUUGCAAAGCUCGAAGAUGAGAAGCAUGAAAUGGCAGCGAGAUUGGAGUUUCUAGAUCGCGAGCUUGAAGAAGCAGAGAAGCAGAGAACCGAGAGAGGUGGUGCCCAGGAUAGGCUAGAGCAGGAGGUGCACUUGCUGAGGAGUCACCUCUCUCUUAAAGAGCGGAAGAUACACGACUACGAAGAAGCUCUCAAGCGAUCAGAUCAUGAAUUAGAUGAGACGCUUGCUCAAACGGUACGUCCCAGUGUGAUGCCGUUACUAUCACCUAACUAAUUUUGAGAACAGAAUUUGAGUUUGCAAGAGGGGAAGAAACAAAUAAGGGAGUUAGUUGACGAGAAUAGAAAACUUAGGGAUCAACUCUCGGAUCUAUCCUCCACCUCCACCGGAUAUGAGGACCUUGUUCGUCGAAAGGAGAGUGAGCUCUCGCUCCUUCAUACUGACCUCAAGAGGAUGGAACUGGAGCGAAAGGCGUUUGAUGAUGAGAGACGUCAAUUGACGCAGAAACACGACGACAUAUUAUCGAGACUUCGAAGUGCUACAUCUGAAGUGGAAACCUUGAAACAUGAGAUGGCCCGCUUAGAGAAGGAAGCUGCCGAUGCGCGUAAACUCCUGGAGGCAAAGAUAUCGGAAGAUCAUAAGUCUGGGCAGGGUCGGCGUCUCCUGGACGAGCAGAUCAAGGAGAUGAAAGCAGAGCUCUCCGCAUUGCAGACCGAAUUAAACAAAGAGCGUCAAUCUAGGGCCGAUGUCGCACUUCUCAGUGAGCACAAGUUCAACAACCUCAUGCGGGACCACGAUGCUGUGAGCACUGCCAAAGUAACCAUCGAAAAAGAGCUUUAUUCGCAACAAGACACCCUCCGGCGCGCUCUAGAAGCACGAUCCCAGUCAGAGAAGGAAAAGAGAAACGUCCAGGCCGAGUUGAGGAUUGCAAGAGAUCGCCUUGCGGAGGCUGAAAAUGCCAGAACCCGGGCGGAAUCUGAGAUUGAGAAGAGCCUUUCCCGACAAGCGAAGGAGAAGGAAGCAAGACUAGAAAAGGAUCUUAAGGCCAAAGAAGAGGCGCUCUCUAUUUGUGAAGCAGAGCGCAAGAGACUCGCUUCCGAGGCUACACGACUCACGAGAGUUGCGAGUGAACAAGACUCAGCACGCCAGGCCUACGAGAGCUCUAGGAAACGGACCGAAUCUGAGGUCAGUGCGGUGAAGAAUAGGCUCCUGGCCUCAGAAAACGACAAUCGCGCGCUACAAAACAAGAUUCAGCAAAAGAACCUUGAGAUCAACAAAGCGAAUGCGAAAGCAAGUGAGCAAUACCGGGACAAGAUUGUUGCUUUAACAGCUGAGAAGACCAAAGCCGAUGAAGAGUGUCGGAGGUUACGGAAGCAAUACGAGGACGCCCAAAUACAGAUCCGUGCUCUCGAGAAACAAAAGGAGAAGCUUUCACUAAACUUGGAGGAUUUGAAUCAUGAGGUUGCACGCGAGCACAAGACAACCAGGAACGCAGAAAAGACCGUCUCAACUGUUCAACUUCAGCUUGCCGAGGCUAACAGGACCCUGGAGAUGGAGAGACAAUUGAAGUCGCAAGCCCAGGCGAACACACGACAGAUCCAGAAUGCCUUAGCAACUACCAACUCUGAACUUGAAGACUGUCAUCAACAGCUGCUUGCUCUACAGAAGGUUUUCAGCCCGCGCGGUGAACAACCUAAGAACUGGGAAUCGGGCAGGACAAGCGUUGCCCAGUCUGUAGACCUUGCCAUGAAGUUAGAGGAGUCGAAUCAAGCUCUCCGAGUUGCUAAUGAGAGGCGGGCUCGUGUCGAGAAAGAGCUUGCAGAGUUAAGAAAGAGGCACCAAGAUGAGAUAGUGGAGAUAGAUAACAUGCAUUCUUCGUCUAAGCGUGCGCUCUUUGAUGAGAUAAAUCAGAAUCCUCUACCGCCCAAUGGAUCCCCCAGACCUUUCGGUAGAGCGCUAAACAACAACAAACCCUACUCUAACCAGUCUACUCCUACACGGAAGACUCUUAACUUUGCAGCGGAAGGCUUCGACUCUGGAAAGACAGACAAGACGAUGGAUACUAUGGCAUUCCAGAGGAGGAUGGAUCUUGCCGCCGAGCUUGAGGAGGUUCAAAACCAAUUACAGCUCUCAGAAAUGCAAAUCAAGCACCUACAGGCACAACUAGAUCGAGCAGCAGCAAAAGAGAGCGGUACCGAACAGAGCCCAUCCGCCAAACGAGCAGUUAAGCUAGAGCGUGAAAACAGCCGACUUCAUGACUUGCUUGAUGAAUCGGAUCAGAAGAACUCUGCGCUGGAAGCCUCUAUGAAUCAAAUAGAACUAUCUUUGAAAGAGGUUCAAGCCAAGAGCCAUGAAGAAUUGUACGAUUUCAUUAGCACCCAAGAGCAAUCGCGCCGUCAUCUAGCGCUGGUUUAUAGCGAAACCGUCUCCGACCUCUCCAGAGCCAAAGAUCAAUUUGAAAAGAUCAAGGCAGCAAAAAUUGCAAUCGAAAAUGACCUCCGGGAGACCCAAGCUGAGCUUGACGAUGCUCUAUCGAUCCAGCAACAGGAUAAAGUUAGUAGGGCCCAGCUGCUCAGCGAGUUUGCGGACUUGCAAAUCCGUUUGGACGCGGAGGCUUCCAAGGCCGCCGACCUCACUGCCAGCUUGAAUCUUUACAAGUCAAGAAGCGAAGAGUAUUUCAGCAAACUCGAGCAAGCAGAAAUAUCGGUUCUCAAAGCCUCCAGGGCUGAAGCGUUCGCAAAGAGUCAGGCCCGGGAAACCGAGGAGACCGCCGCAUCCGUACUGGCGGAGAGGAGACACCUUGAUCAACUUGUGGAAGACCUCCAAAGACAAAACCAACAUUAUGAGGAGAAGGUUGAAGACCUGUCCGCAGACCUGUCCGCAGCCGUCCAAGCAAAGAAGAGGCUCCAGAACGAGUUGGACGACUACAGAAGCCGAAGAACCAUCGAUUUGGAGGAUAAAGAGAGCUCUAUGGAGCAAACCAGGAAGAAAUACCAGACUGAGCUAUCAACACUAACUGGCGAGUUGGAAAUUGAAAGAGAAAACGUUAUCCAGGUCAGGCAAGAAAGCAGGUACAUUACCCUUUAUCUUGUACCCGCUCUACGGCGUAGGCUGAUUCUAGUUCCCCAGAAACCUCCGCGAGGAAGUUGAAGAUCUCCGGGCAAAAUGGGAUGAUGAAGUCCUUAACAGCUCGACGUGGGCAAAGGAGAAAUCUCGCCUCGAAAUCAAGCUCCAAGAUCUUUCUCAGUCCCACGAAGAUGCUGUGGCAGCACACAACGAGGCUCAGAGUCGUGUUGUAUCCCUUCUCGCUCAGGUCCGUAGCCUCCGCGCCAAUGCCGAUGAGGUGGUUGGAGAGCGAGACAUGCUGCAGAAGGAGAAGCGCAGUUUGGAACAGAGAUUGGUUGAAGCCAGCCAGCGGCUUGAGGACCUGGCCAAUAGUGACAGCCCGUCAAUGCGUAAUGCAGCUGGGAUCGAUAGAGAGCUUCUUGAACUCAGGGGCUCUCUUCAACAACAGGAAGAUAUCGCUUCUGCUGCGGUAGAGAAGAUGCGUCGCGCGGAGGCAUUAGCGGUCGAGACACAGAGAGAUAUCGCUGUCGAAAGGGAGACUAAUGUUAGCCUUCACAAAGAAAAGGCUCAACUAGAAAAGCUGGCGAAAGACUUGCAAUUGAAACUUGUGGACCUAGAGACCAAGAGCUAUUCAAACACUUCGCACGACAUUAGAUUUCUACACACCAGAGUUCAAGAGGUACGCAUUCUGUGCUUCCGCCCUCUAUUAAUAUAAACCGGCUAAUUCCUUAAAUAGCUCGAAGAACAGCUCGAAGAACAGGAGAAGGAGAGAAACAAGAGCGAACGCUCAGUACGAAAUGUCGACAGGACAGUUCGGGAUCUACAGGCGCAAAUCGAGAGAAGAGACAAGGCAAAUACCCAACUCGAGGAAGAGAUCACCAAGGGCAAGGAUAAACUAGCAGGAUUAUUGAAGACGAUCGAGGAUCUUCAAGCCUCCGACUCCGAGCACCAGUUGGCUGCCAGGAGGGCAGAGAGGGAAGCUCGCGAAGAGAGGGAAAAGAGUUUGAGAUUAGAGCGCGAGCUUGAGGGAUGGAAAGGAUUAAGACUUGAUAGGAAUCACAACAGCCGAAGCGGAACUCUUGCAGCACUGAGCCAAGUGGGAGAGGACGAAGCCGAGAGGAAAGGCAAGAGGCAUUCAGUUAAUUUCUUAUAACGGAGGAGGUUUAUUCAUUAGGGAUGUGGUAGGGUUAUGGGGCUGUAAGUUUUCUCCUAGGUUGGUUGGUCGGUCGGCUGGAAUACGAUAGCAUUGGCAGGCAGGCAAGGAUCAUAGGUGUGGCUAUCUUUCAGCACGGCGCGGUGCCUGCAAGAGCGUUUUUCUUUUUUUCUUUCUUUUUUCAUAAUCGUUAUUUGGCGAUCUGGUCCGGCAUGUUCUAUGUUUCUUGUGCAUUGAUAUUCACUCAUGUCUUAUGAGGGUUGACUAGGGUUUCUCUGCUUUUGUAUCAUGGGGACUGGCCUGAUUUGGAUAAUGAUACCACUUGCUUUCGGGGUUCCCGAUCGAUACUCUUCAAUAGCUACUAUACGAUAGGUUUUAACU